Clupea harengus (Atlantic herring) is the source of this 1720-nucleotide messenger RNA. It is a transcript of the gene socs3a, whose product is annotated as suppressor of cytokine signaling 3a. Gene Ontology annotation, molecular function: 1-phosphatidylinositol-3-kinase regulator activity. Gene Ontology annotation, biological process: intracellular signal transduction; phosphatidylinositol phosphate biosynthetic process. Lineage: Eukaryota; Metazoa; Chordata; Actinopteri; Clupeiformes; Clupeidae. The record is from RefSeq and is a predicted model, not a curated record. Gene Ontology annotation, cellular component: phosphatidylinositol 3-kinase complex.
GCGGGGCGGAGUCUCACGCAGAUAUGAACACGGCUCACACAGCACACAGCUCAGAACCAAACUCUGCGCUAUAAAAGACACAUCAAACGAGGGAACUUUUCUAUUCCAAAAUAACCGUGUGGUAUAAAUAUUCAAUAUAAAAAGCUAAGGAUUACUGAGGAAAUAAAUCUCACAAUUUCGCACUUACCACUAUACCCUUCCGUUCACAGCACCAUGGUGAGACAGAGCAUACUGACGACCGGCAACUCACGGCGGCCACCCCUGAGGUGCAAGACAUUCACAGGCAUGCGGCAGCACAAGCUCAUCCUGCAAGCCCUCAGCAAGCUCCAGCAGAGCGGCUUCUACUGGGGGGCCAUUAGCGGCCGCGAAGCCCAGUCGUUGCUGGAGACCCAGGCGGUGGGCACCUUCCUGCUGCGCGACAGCUCCGACACACGCCACUUCUUCACCCUCAGUGUCAAGACGCAGCAGGGCACCAAAAACCUGCGCAUGCAGUGUGACUCCGAGAGCUUUUGGCUGGAGUCAGACCCCCACUGCCAGAAACCUGUACCCCAGUUUGACUGCGUGUUGAAGAUGAUCCACUAUUACAUGCCACACGGGGACUCACACUCACCUUCCUGCUACGUCUACUCGGAUGGAGGGAAGGUCCCUCUGACCCUGCACAGACCCCUGACCUGUGGCCUCACAUCACUCAAGCACCUGUGUCGCAAGACUGUAAAUGGCCACCAGGAUGUGUGUGUGGAGCGCCAGCACCUACCUCUCAUGCUCCAGGAGUUCCUAGAGGAGUACGAUGCACCCAUCUAAUGGAUCCUUGACCAACUGCAUGAACGCACACACGACAAAGUUCAUUGCCUAAGUCUGGGUGUCUCUAAUUCUGCAAAAUGGAGAACAAACCAAAGACUGAGAGGGACUGAACCAGAGAGUUCCAGGCAACUUACGGUCAAUGCCUCACUUGCCAUGCUGUGGUUGCUGGUUGCCAUGGCAUCAGGAUUAGGGUGGAAGUUGGUUGGAAAUCCACCUCAGCAUUUCCAACUAAAUAUUUGUGUGUUCCAGUAAAGCCGUGGUACAUACACACUCACUCAUUCACACACUUGCCUGUCCUGGCAGGAAUGAGUAAGAGAGCGGUACAUGCCUGAGGGAUGGCACAAGGCUCAUGUAAACACACACUUACGGACACAUAAACACACAGUGAAGCAAUAAACUGAGAAACAAGGGAAUAAGAAAAAGAAGAAAAGGGGCUGUGGACAGGAAGACCAACAAUCACUGGCCUUAAAUAAAUAUCAGUGGAAUGCCCACACGCAGAUGUUCGGUGAAGAAGCAACAGGAGCUGGCCACACAUGGCCCCUGUGGGACAGAACUGUGGUCACUGACUUCAAAGGACUCAUGUACCAAAUGUGUGUAGACUGCCAAUAAUCAGGAAAUAGCCUGGCCUAGUCCAGAACGUCAGUAUAUAGUGUAUGACAUCUUGUGAAUAUGUUCGUGUGACACUGCAGACAAAUGAAUGUAUUAAAUGAGGGGAGUGAGUUACUCAGACAGAAGACUUAUGUAUAAGUCCUCCUGUCCUCUGAUGUUUACACGUUAGAGAAUCUUCUCUCCCCCUUAGAAACUCCAGCCUCUCUUUACCUAAUGGAAGAAGCUGUACCUGACUGAAAUGACUUUGCACUUAAUUUAUUUAUGAAACAUUUGAGUAAUUUAUAUUAAAGAGCACUAUUUUCGUAGAAAA